Molecule: messenger RNA, 1284 nt
Organism: Protobothrops mucrosquamatus (brown spotted pit viper)
Lineage: Eukaryota; Metazoa; Chordata; Lepidosauria; Squamata; Viperidae
Gene: SPATC1L
Product: spermatogenesis and centriole associated 1 like
Exons: 5
Coding region: 1-1284 (427 amino acids)
Source: RefSeq, a predicted model, not a curated record
AUGACAGAGGAAAGAGAGUGGAUAAAAAGAAUUCAGGAAGAAAAUGCACAUCUCAAAAAUCAAAUUAGGCUUCUCAGAGAAAACUAUGAAUUACGCACAUUGUUGAGUCAGCAGUGUGAGAACAACAAUCAGUCCCAGUUCAUAGCACCUCAGAUUUCUCCUUCACAUCCUGAUACUAGUUCAUUAGUAAAAACAGGUAAGAAGCAUGGCAAAAAAGAUUAUAAUUAUUCUCCUCACAUCCUUUCCAAAGAGGCCAACAUGUCAUGUCCUAGCACCCAGACACCAAUUAAAUUGUUCCACACUGAUCCUGUUACUGUUCAAUCUAGAAAUGAAGAUAGGAAAUCUGCACACAUCUCAAAUAUACCAUAUUCUACCAUGCCUGGAAAACAGCGUGAAGAACCCACAGACAUAUCAAUAUUAAGGAAAUCUUGGGCUACAGAUGGUCCUUUCCCUGGUGGUGAUAAGGUUCAAACUUUUCCAUUUAGCGCUGCUCAUUACAAAACAGGAGGACUCCUGAAUCCAAAAGAGAAGCUCAAUUCCUCAACAAUGUGGCCAGAAGAAUCACCUUCCUCAAAGACACAUAAAGAGGAUGCCCAAGCACAGAUUGCAUUUUCUAAUGAUGUAAACAUCCCAAAAGGACGGAGUCCUGAGAGGCAGCCCUAUUGCUUAGUAGGUAAUGCUCCGGACACCAGCAUAGAGAAAACCCCGCUUGAAUCGCAAGAGAUGCCUCGGAAGAAGAGAGUCUGGUUCUCAGAUUCACCUGCUACAGACAAAUUAAGGAAGUUCCAUACGUUCUACCUGAAUGAUAUAGAAAUUGCUCAAAACAACAAGAAAAAUGGACGCAUCGUGGGAGAGAUUGCUUUCCAGUUAGACAGGCGUAUCCUUGCACAUGUGUUCCCUGGAAUCACACGGCUCUAUGGAUUCACAGUAUCUAAUAUACCUGAGAAAAUAAAGCAAGUUUCCACAAGAUCUUUAGAUGGCUCUCUAGAUGACAAAAAGUAUCGAGCUAUAACCCAGCGUUAUCAUAACCUAAUUACCCGCUUGGAGAAAAUGGGCUACCGCACAGAUGUCCACCCAGUGUUUAGUGAAUUUCUCAUCAACACCUAUGGCAUCCUGAAGCAAAGGCCUGACCUCAGCUCUAACCCCAUAAAUGACAAUCCUAAUGAUCUCAGGAAGAUGGUGAUAGACAUUGUCCCAGCUAAAUUCCUUGGCGAUACCUUACUGCUCUUGAACUGUUUGUGUGAACUUUCCAAAGAAGACAACAAGGCCCUUUUUGCCUGGUAG